UGGAGUGGAAUAAAAGCAAUUAUUCCCAGUUUCCACUUUGGGGAUGGAGUAUGCGCAAUUCCCCCAUACCGUUCACGUCAACCCUAAUCUCCAUUGCCCUUUUCCCCACACCCUGCCUGCCCCCAUGCUACCAAACACUGACACAACCUUCCCACCUAAGUUUUCCAGGUACAAUAUUUUCCGUCCCCCUCUCCGGCCGAUUAUUGGAGAAUCUCUUACAAACCUGUUUGGAUUUCCAGUUGCGAGUUUCCGAACAGGAAGUUGGAGCAACAUAUAUGGCGACGAAAUCGGAUUUUGCGGAGAAGCUGCUGCGCGAUCUUCGCCUGAGGAAGGAGAGGAUGGCUGCGACUGAAAAUUCAAGCCAAGUCAUGUUUGGAGAAAAUAGAAGCCCUGUUGGAAGCAGCAGAUCAUUGAACACUGAAGGAUCUUCAAAUCAAAUCAUUCUCCAGGAAAGAGGAAACCUCUCAAGCCAAGUCAGAGAUCUUUCAAUGGCCAUAGCUUUUGCCUUAGACAACACUGCAAAAAUCAGCACCCCUAGCAGCAAUCCACUGCUCAACUUCUUCAAUAGACUGGACUGCAGGAAGAUGGACAUAUCAAACUCUGGUAAACACAGUCCUCCAACAAUUCCCAGUGUCUCUCACAUCGAUAAUUUAACUGAAAUCUCAAAGGCAGUACUAAGAGCUUGCUCCAGAGGUCUUAACAUCAACAUAAACUCGAUCGAAGUCGGGCAAGAACUGCUGAAAGGCGCCGUUGAUCUGGAAGAGUCCCUCAGGAUGCUUGUAAACUUGGAGGAAGCAUCAGAGUGUAUGAAUGGGGCUCGGAGGAGAAGUCGUUUAACGUUGCUUAAUGGGGACGACGCUGGACGAGAUGACACACAUAAAAGGAUGAACCAGAUGCAACUGGAUCGACCAAGAUUCUCGUUUGAUAAGCCCUCCAAGAACUCACAUCUUGUUGCUCAGAAGAAUAAGAUGACAAAGGAGCAAGAAUCGACUGCUAGCUGUGACCUAGAUUUUGAUGGUCCACAAGUGAGAAAUAGCUCAAGUUCCACACAGGAGAAGGGAAGAAUUUCAAAUGUGAUAGCUAAACUCAUGGGACUUGAGGAACUUCCUCAGAAGGAAAGCAUGAAGAAAGAUUUGAGCUCUAGGGAGAAUGAAAGGAAGGUUUCAAGCAAAACUAGGAAGUUUGCUGAAUUUGCUAGUGAACGUAGCAACGGUUUACUCCUCAAUAUGGAUCAUAAGUCGAUCAGAAGGCAGAAUUCAACACCAGUCAGGGAUCUUACGUCCGACAUAAAAGCAGAAAAGAGGCAAGAAAUUGAUGACAGCUUUAAAAUGGUAAUGGUUAAAAGAAACAUAGCAGGUGCAACGGAUACAGUAUCAGCCCCAAAGACAGCAACCAGCACGAUGAAGAAGCUGCAAAAAGACUCUAUUUCACAAAAUAAAGUUACUGGAUUUCAAAUUUGCCCUGGUGGUGAGAAGAGUCCACCUUUUGUAGAGGAUAGAGAAAGGAAAAUGGCAGAGACAAGGUUAAAUAAUGAGCCGCAGCAGAAGGCUCAGCAGAUUGAGUAUAAUGUAAGUGCAAACUGCCUGGAAAAGAGGAAUGGAAACAAGGACCUCAAGCAAACGGCAAAGGGUAAACGUACAGCUCAAGUGGAAGUGCUAAAAAAACGUGAACAUUCUGAAGACAAGAAUCGGGCAGGGCCAAAAGGGCAGCAGAUUCAGAAAGAAAGUUUGAUGACCAAGAAACCUAGAGGGCGUUACAUGGAGUCCAUGGUUUCAGCAAAAUUCAAUCUUGGAAGUGCUGACAAUCUGGUCAAGAAGCAAAACAAAGAUAAAACAACAUAUGAAAAUGGGACAUUGAUGAAACCCAUUGAAAAAGUUGGCGUGACAGAUCCACCAAAUCUUGAUGCCAGUAAAGGAAACUUUAGGAAAGAAGAUCAAAAUCAGAUUCCAUCUCUGAGGGAACCACAGAAUGAGAAUGAAAAGGCAACUGAUAGCAACUUGUUACCGACACCAGAUAAGUGUAUUGAUGUUUUAGCCAAAAAGAAGGAGGCUGCUUACAAGGAAAUUCAGAAAAGUGAGAAUCUUCGCAAGAUGGAUGUGCCGAUGACUAGAAGAAGUAGAACAGUAAAUGACUUGAAGAUAUCAUCGAAGCAGUCAGCUACCAUGCUACAGGAAUUGAAACAACAGAUGCAUAAGAAGAAGAACAGCACCAAAGGAAGGGAGCUGGAAAGUGACAACCAGGAGAACAGAGGAGAAGUAGGCAUAAUUGUAACUGAUGCAUCUGAAGAGGUAAGAGAACUAACAAAGCAGCCGGAAAAAGUACAGAAUGAUGCUGAACCCACUACUUUGUUAAACAAUUCUGUCGGAGACGAAUGCCAAACAGAGAACAUACAGGACAUCCUAGUUCCAAAUGACAAAUGCUGUGACAGAGAUUCAAACUCCGCGAAAGUUUCCAGUGAUCUCCAGAAAGUAGUAGAGCCUUAUGCUUCCAAAAAUGAAAAACAUCUCAAACAAUAUGAUCAACACAAUGAAGGCCGUAAAGCAAGCAUGGCAUCACACAAGCUUUCCAAACCUGAUGUGCAUAAGCAGUUACCUGAAUCAGGGAGACAAGAACAGCUGAUGGAGCCUGAAAAGGAGCUCAAGAACAUUGUAAUAAAGGAUCAGCACCUGACGGAGCCCGAAAAGGAGCUCAAGGUGAUUGUAGUAGAGAAUCACUACCUGACAAGGCCCGAAAAGGAGCCCAAGGAGAUUGCACUAAGAAAUAAGCACCUGACAGAGCCCGAAAAGCAGCCUAAGGAGAUCGUAAUAGGCAAUCAGCACCUGACAGAGCCCGAAAGGGAACUCAAGGAGAUUGUAAUAAAGAAUCAUUAUCUGACAGAGCCAGAAAAGGAGCCCAAGGAGAUCGUAACAAAAAACCAGCAACUCACAGAACCCGAAAAGGAACUCAAGGAGAUAGUACUAAAGAAUCAUCUAUUCCUUAACACAGCAGAAGCCCUUUUCAAGCUCAACAUACCAGUCAGCUUUCUUCAUGCUGGUGAUCAAAACCAAGAGGUUGGAGACAAGAAACUCAUAUUGGACUGCGGAUACGAAAUAAUGAAAAGAAAAGCACGAAAAAACGAACUGACACUUCAUCCCUACAAUAUUACCACCUUAAGUUGUUCCAAGUUAAGGUCCUUAGAUGAUCUGGUCAAGAAACUCUGCAAAGACUUUGAAAUGCUUAAGCUUUAUGGUGGCAGUUGGGACGAUGAAGUCGAUAUUGCAAGCUACUUAUACAAGAUGAUCGAGAAAGACAUACAUGGGAAGGAUCCGGAUUUAAACUGCAUGUGGGAUCUUGAGUGGAAUGACAUGAUGUCAAUGUUCUGUGAGAAGGAAGAUGUUGUAAGAGAUGUGGAGAAGCACGUACUCAAUGUUUUGCUCGACGAGAUGACUAAUGAACUUUUACAUGUAAAUUUUUUGGUGUAAUUUUUGUUUUGGAACUGGUUUUGUAGAUCAUGUGUAGAUUCAAGAGGGACUCUCAAAUCCAAUGUUGAGGUUUUGCAAUGAGUAAUUAAGUUUAAGUCUAAGAUUUUUGCUGCAUCUUUACUUUGCGAGUGUAGCAUAGUUUGUUG
Sesamum indicum (sesame) is the source of this 3607-nucleotide messenger RNA. RefSeq lists its product as uncharacterized. Lineage: Eukaryota; Viridiplantae; Streptophyta; Magnoliopsida; Lamiales; Pedaliaceae. The record is from RefSeq and is a predicted model, not a curated record.